Quercus robur (English oak) is the source of this 3301-nucleotide messenger RNA. Its product is annotated as transcription factor bHLH49. NCBI's taxonomy places the organism in Eukaryota, Viridiplantae, Streptophyta, Magnoliopsida, Fagales, Fagaceae. The record is from RefSeq and is a predicted model, not a curated record. Gene Ontology annotation, biological process: regulation of DNA-templated transcription. Gene Ontology annotation, cellular component: nucleus. Gene Ontology annotation, molecular function: protein dimerization activity; DNA-binding transcription factor activity.
ACUCUUUUCUCUUUCAAAAUACAUACUACGCUACAUUACACUACUCAUCGCCUUAAUUUCUCUUUGGACUGCCUCUUUCAGUCUUUAUCUCAAGACUGCUUUUUUAUUUUUAUUUUUAUUUUCUCUCUCUCUCUCUCUCUGUAGCGUGACAGUGUACAGCAGGGUUUCUGAGCCGAAAGGACAGGAAGGGGUUGAACAAACAAAAGCCCAAAUUCAAUAAAAGUUGGGAGUGAAAAGGUUGAAUGGAGGGCAGAGUACCAAAAGUAGCUCAGAAUCUCAAAUGGGUAUCUUUCUCUAGCCACUUUUUAGCUCUCUCCUCUCUCUCUCUCAGAGCUGGUCUGACUAGGGUUUGAAUGGGUAUUUACUAUACUGAAAUCAAUGUUCUUUGUAUAAUUGACUGCUUCCAUAGACCUUUUCUCAGCUCUCCUUUGAACUGUCUUUUUUAGUUUCUCUGUCUUGGUUGGGCUUCUUUCGAGUAUUUUUGGUACUUCCAAGUUCAGUGAUGGCUUUGGGAAAUAGUAGCUUUUAAAGCUGUGGUUUCAGUGUUUGAGCUCAGUACUAGUUGAUGUGGGUCUCUCUUGUUUACUUCUUCUAAGCUGCGUUCCGUGUAGUUAGUUUUACAGACCUACAUGAUAUGGUCCUCUUUUGGUGGGAGUCAUUGGGCUUAUUCGGAAGAUCUUACGGCCAAUGUGAUGGUUCCUAUGUUGUUGUAACUUGUAAGUAUCAAUUACAUGGUUGAAUUGAAGCCUGUUAAUUUGUGUGGUUGAACUUGUCUCGAUUUGAUUUGAAUUUAGUUUUGUUCUGUUUAUCCUCCCUUUUAUUUAGGUCUUUGAUCUUUGGGUGUUCGUAUCUAGGAUUGGGCAACCAGAUUUUUGUUGAGGGUGGACAAAAUUUUACGUAUUUGUUUGAUUUUCUGAGGAUUGAUUGCCGGUUGUUUGAGAAUAGUUGUAAAGAGAAAAGUUACUUUAUUUAGUAUUUAGCACUCUGGCUGCUUUUGGUAUUCUCUUUGUGAAGGUGAUCAGAUGGAUAUGGUGGGUGACAAGGAUAAAUUUGAGCUAGAAAAUAGGAAUGAGGAGGAUCCUAUGAAUUUUGCUGCACCUAGUCCUAGUCCUAGUGUUGACUGGCGAUUUGGUGGUUUGGUUCCCACCGGAAAUCCAAUGGCAGUUAGCAAAGGAUCCACUUCAAUGGUGGUGGAGUCAUUCGGGCCAACCCUUUGGGACCAAAGCCAAACCGCCAAUCCACAAAACUUGGGGGGAUUAUUUUCUGACAUUAAUAAUGUCCAGAACAGUGCAAGCACUUCAGACACAUUAGGAAUUAGAAAAGGUACUCCUGCAGCUGUGGUCUCUUUACCAAGUAUUGAUAAUAAAACAUUUGACAUGGGUUGGAAUCCAACAAGUUCAAUGUUGAACUUGAAAGGAGGAGGGGGAAUUUUCUUACCUGGAAAUGGAAUGCUCCCACAGAGCUUAUCUCAGUUCCCAGCAGAUUCUGCCUUCAUUGAGCGAGCUGCUAGGUUUUCAUGCUUCAAUGUCAAUGGUGGGAAUUUUAGUGAUAUGGUUAACCCUUUGGAAUCUAUGGGGGGUACUAAUUAUUUUAGGGGUGGGGGAAUGAUGCAAGAGGUUUUUGGUGGCAAUGGGCAGUCUCACUCUCAAAAGAAUGAGGUGAUGAAUGUGGAUGAGGCUUUCAAAGAUGUGUCUAUGUCUGUUGAUGAGCAUGAGCAGGAGCAUGGGGCUACUGGAGGUGGAGGGAGCCCCCUAAAGAAUGUUAGAUCUCAUGAUGAAGCUAAACAAGGCAUUGGUGUCGGUGGGUCUGGACCUGGUAAUGAUUCUGAUGAAGCUGAGUUUAGCACUGCAGGUGGUCUAGACGAGCCAUCUGUGUUGGAAGGUACUACAGGUGGGGAACGUUUUGCUGGGGGACUUGAAUCAAAGAAAAGGAAAAGGAGUGAGCAGGAUACUGAAUUGGAUCUAGCCAAAGUAGAUCCACAACAGCCUGGUGAAUCUGCAAAGGAUGACACUGAAAUUCAACAGAACGGAGACCAAAAGCUAACUUCAACUACUAAUAAGAGCUCUGGGAAACAUGGUAAACAGGGUUCUCAAGCUUCAGAUCCACCAAAAGAAGAAUAUAUUCAUGUCAGAGCUCGAAGGGGCCAGGCCACAAAUAGCCAUAGUCUUGCAGAAAGAGUAAGAAGAGAAAAGAUCAGUGAAAGGAUGAAGUUUCUUCAAGAUCUUGUACCUGGUUGCAGCAAGGUCACUGGUAAAGCGGUGAUGCUGGACGAAAUCAUUAAUUAUGUACAAUCACUGCAACGACAGGUUGAGUUUUUGUCAAUGAAACUUGCUACUGUGAAUCCACGGCUAGAUUUUAAUGUCGAAGGGCUCCUGGCAAAAGAUAUCCUUCAGUCACGAGUGGGUCCAUCUACGUUGGGAUUUUCACCAGAUAUGCCCAUGGCUUAUCCUCAGCUGCAUUCCUCUCAACAAGGACUCAUUCGAGCAGGUCUUUCUGGCCUGGGAAGUUCAUCUGAUUUGCAUCGAAGAACCAUGAAUUCCCAGUUGACACCCAUGAUGGGAGGUUUCAAGGAACCUACACGGCUACCCAAUGUCUGGGAGGAUGAGCUCCACAAUGUUGUCCAGAUGAGCUAUGGAACCAGUGCUACCCCCAAUAGCCAAGAUGUAGAUGGGUCUCUGCCACCUGGCCAUAUGAAAGUUGAACUUUGAUAAUUAUUUUGGAUUUUAUGCCAUAGUAGUAUGCGUGGUAUAUGCUUGCAAUGCAAUCUUAAGGAAAUAACAAAGCUCACAAGGUUCUCUUUCAUUGAUAAAGAUUUAUCAUUGCCGUAUUUACUACAAGCUCUGUGUUAAAUGAGAUGCUACUAGCCGGUGUAAAAGCUUAUAGGGUCAGUCACAUGACCCAAAAGAAGGGAAUGUUUCUCUAACUUGGAGGAUUCUCAGAAAUAUGGUGCGGCAACAGCAGUCACUAUUGUUUCUUUUGUUCAAACAUUACAUAUAAUCCAGAAGUUAAAAUGCUAUAUUCACAACAAUGAGAGAGGAUGUUUGUGAAUCAAGAAGCACGGAUUAAAGUUUGGACUCUACUAGUCUGCGUGUGAAAUAGGCUGGGUGAAUUUAACGAGAAGAUUGGUAGGGAAACCAUGGUGAUGCUCUCUCAAGAUGAGUUAGGAGCCUUUUGUUUAAUCAUAAGCUGACAAAUGUAAUAUUAUUCCUUUUCCAUUAUUCCAUUCUUUCACUGGCUCUGGUAAUAUUGGAGUAAAAACACACCAUUUCCGUGAAUAUUAAGUGAGUAAAUUAAAUUUAAA